AUGGCUGGUGAGGGUGCAGUUAGCGGAGCAAUUGCCGCCGUGCUGUGUGGAACAGCUCUGCUCAGUACUUUUUCCACCGUGGUUCCGCGCGUGCUUGGUUUCAUCCCCGCCCACACUUUUUCUGCCAGAAGCUACCCUUGGAACCUAAUCACGUACGUCGUAGUUGAGACCAAUAUAGUGCUGGCUGUUUGCAGCGCGGUUUACAUGCUAACUUUCGGUGUGGCAGUGGAGAGCAUCAUCGGGACCCGAGCUCUGGUGAGAUUAAUUGCUGCAUCGACUGUGUCUGCCUCCCUUACACUGCUCAUACUGAGCGCGUUACUGUACAACGUUGGAUUCACGUGGUUCCUUCAGUGCUACUGUGGGGUGUGGCCUGCGGCUUCGGGCAUUCUUGUUCCGUGGGUGGGGGUUUCGCCAAGGUCUCCUGCUUUUCCGUCCCAACUUCCGCGCCAGGUGCAGCGGCAGCACGUACCAACGGCGUUACUAGCAAUUACACUUGUAAUUGACUGGCUUUUUCGCGGGCAGCACCGCAUCACAGAGAACGAUGUUGGAGGAACCAAAGUUUUCUUGGGCAGCGUUUUCACUCCAGCGCUCCUUGGGCUUCUCACGACUUGGUAUCUGCAGUCGGCUCUUAACACGCCCUCGGUGGUGCCCCUGAGUGUGCUUUUGGAACCUUUACUCAAGCUUUGCGGCAUGGUAUCGAAAGCGCCACGGCAACAGGGUAGUGGGGAUGGCAGCCGCGCUGGAAGCGGGUCUGGAGGCAUCACUGACACCGUUGCGGUACCUGUUCUUCAAGGUGCUGCGGCCGGGGCGUUACUCCCGGGAUCUACAGAAGAAGAGGCACAACGUCGUCGAAAUAUCGCGCUCGCUGCCCUCAGCAGCAGGGUCCAACAGACAACGGCAGACACCGCUGCAACCCAGCACGAUGCUGCUGUAGUGUGA
Messenger RNA from Trypanosoma brucei brucei TREU927, 939 nucleotides. Its product is annotated as rhomboid-like protein. Gene Ontology annotation, biological process: retrograde vesicle-mediated transport, Golgi to endoplasmic reticulum. The record is from RefSeq and is a predicted model, not a curated record. Gene Ontology annotation, cellular component: Golgi apparatus; membrane. The transcript has a single exon. The coding region runs from base 1 to 939 and encodes 312 amino acids. NCBI's taxonomy places the organism in Eukaryota, Euglenozoa, Kinetoplastea, Trypanosomatida, Trypanosomatidae.